UUGUCAACCAGUUUAGUUAUAACUUUUCUAGAAGGGUCCACACAUCAUCCAACCUAGAGACAGAGAUAGAGAUCAUUCUUUUCUUUAUUUGUACAAUUUGUCACGUGAUAUCCUUAGGUCACUAGUAAUUACAUCUUAGAAUUCACCUUAUAGACUCAUAAAGAUACGAGCCUGUAGCCAUAUAUUGACGGUUCAAUAUGGAUAUAAUGGGAAACCCAGUGAUGUCAACGGUGAUGUAAAAAGCAGGGAAGCCUCUCCAGUCUACCCGUCUUCGAUCCAGGAGACGACUUAAGAAUGGUUAGAGUGCGAUUUUUACACUUUUGUAGAACAGGGAGGUAAAAGACGCAAACCUUCGUCAACACACAAUGGUUAGAGACUGCUAAACCGUUUUCCCUGUUGUACUCUGGGGGGGGAAAAAAGGUAAAAUCCGAGAAAUAACUCAAACUAUAGGCUGCAAACGAAAGCGUCAACCAGUUUCUUAAAGGCGCAGCGGUGCCUACCAAAUGUCUUACUGACACCUUUAUUCUGGCCUGUUUUUGCGUCAUAGCGAGGUUCCCCACACAUCUGGCGUGUUCCAAGCCCAUCAGUGAAGACGGAUCGUGCGUAGAGGCUCUUCUAAAUUGUAUCAGAUUGAAUCAGAGUAUGCGUAAUUCUAUGUUGAGCACUGGAAAAAGACUCGUCGUUGAAUAUAACUGAAUAAUACUUCCAUUCAUCAGUAAACUGGAUAAGACGGAGACGGGACUCGAAGCAGCUACGGGGUUUUCCUCGUUUUCCCCUCGUUGUGAAUCCCAAUUUGACAGAGCCUCUUGCAGGGUGGAGUCGACCCCGUUUUUCGAGUAUUGAAGAGUCUGAUCAUUGGCACAUUUCACUCUGCAGGUUAAAGUCAUGAAGGACGGUAUGGCAAACAACAGCACUGCCAGUAUUUCCCAGGCUCGCAAAGCUGUGGAACAGCUCAAAAUGGAAGCCUGUAUGGACAGGAUAAAGGUGUCCAAAGCAGCAGCGGAUCUGAUGGCAUAUUGCGAUGCACAUAUACGAGAGGACCCACUGAUCGUCCCAGUGCCCGCCUCAGAGAACCCAUUCCGGGAGAAGAAGUUUUUCUGCACCAUCCUCUGAGAUAGGACCAGGAUGCAGCCUCAAUCUGGAGGAUACCGUAUCCCUGGCUGCUAGCGUUAAGCUGAGUUUGGGCAGCAGCCAUGUCUGUUGUUGGGUCAGCCCC
Electrophorus electricus (electric eel) is the source of this 1216-nucleotide messenger RNA. It is a transcript of the gene gng4, whose product is annotated as G protein subunit gamma 4. NCBI's taxonomy places the organism in Eukaryota, Metazoa, Chordata, Actinopteri, Gymnotiformes, Gymnotidae. The record is from RefSeq and is a predicted model, not a curated record. Gene Ontology annotation, biological process: G protein-coupled receptor signaling pathway. Gene Ontology annotation, cellular component: heterotrimeric G-protein complex. Gene Ontology annotation, molecular function: G-protein beta-subunit binding.